This is a messenger RNA of Psilocybe cubensis, 1413 nucleotides long. RefSeq lists its product as uncharacterized. Gene Ontology annotation, cellular component: cytosol. The coding region runs from base 1 to 1413 and encodes 470 amino acids. NCBI's taxonomy places the organism in Eukaryota, Fungi, Basidiomycota, Agaricomycetes, Agaricales, Agrocybaceae. The record is from RefSeq and is a predicted model, not a curated record. Gene Ontology annotation, molecular function: NADH pyrophosphatase activity. Gene Ontology annotation, biological process: NAD+ catabolic process; NADP+ catabolic process. The transcript has 7 exons.
AUGCCUGAAACGCAUGUGAAUAUGUAUGGUGGUUCACCGCUAAAUCGAUUGUCAUGGCUUCGUACAUCGCACUCGUUUCUCAACGCCGUUAUUACUGUUCCCUCCACCAAGUGGCUUUUAUUCAAGGCAGGGGAACCUCUUGUAGCGUCCAGUGGAUCUAGCAAGCCGUACCCGAUAUACCUCAGUACUGCCGAUGUCAAGUCAUUUCUUGGACCGGAACCAUAUUUCGGUCAGGCUGAAAAGCCAGGAGAGCUGGUUAUUGAGAAAGACGGUGACGAACACUCUCGACACUCACCUACAGAGGCGGCCCGACAUCUCGGUCCUCCGGUCGUAUUCCUUGGCGUACAUGAGCCUCAGACUGAAGACAGCACGUCAGCACUCCCUUCUUCUGAAUUCAAAGACCCUCAAGAAGCCAUAAAGAGACUUGAAGGCACACCCUACUUUGCUUUCGACAUUGCCGAUUUAGAGUACCCUCCCGAAAAUUUGCAAGAAAUAUUGGAUGCAACCUCUAUAGCAGCUGAGGGGAAGUCGCUGAGUUGGUCAGAGCCCAGGGCUCUUAUGUCUGUCAUGGAUCCUAUAACUGCUGCAAUCUUUGCCUCCGCCAGAAGUCUUGUUGAUUGGAAUCAACGGAACAAGUUUUGUGCAGGUUGUGGCUCGCCUACAUAUUCAAUGUGGGGUGGAUGGAAAAUAUCUUGUACAUCGCUUCUUCCAUGGACGGAUAAUGGCAAUAAAAAGCCUUGCCCUACAACCAAAGGAUUGCAUAAUUUUACACAUCCUAGAACUGACGCAGUAGUCAUCAUGAUCGCUAUAGAUGAGACCGGAGAGAAGGUAUUGCUCGGCAGAGGGAGAAGAUUCCCCGGAAAGUUUUAUUCUGCUCUUGCUGGUUUUAUAGAGCCUGGAGAGUCUUUUGAAGAUGCUGUAGCGCGAGAGAUGUGGGAGGAAGCCGGCGUCCGAGUCUGGAAUGUGAAGUAUCAUUCAGGCCAGCCUUGGCCUUAUCCUGCAAACUUGAUGGUUGGAUUCUAUGCUCGUGCGGAUUCCACCAAACCGAUCAGGACUGACCUGGACAAUGAGCUUGUUGAUGCUCGAUGGUUUAGCCGGGAGGAAGUUCGUGCGGUUUUAAAUCAUAAUACAGGUACUACAUUUAGAAAAGCAGACUACAAGAAGAUGGCAGAGAUUGUUGAUGGACGUCCUAACACGGAGCAAAAACUCGCAGCCGAACCAGCUGCAGUAGCGUUGACUCCGUCUGAAGUCUCGACACCUGCAGUCGAGCAAACACAGGAGGCUAUUGUUACCGAAGAGCCACCCUUCCGUCUACCACCUCUGACUGCAAUCGCAGGUGUUUUGAUUCGGGAUUGGGUCGAUGGGAAGAUCGGAUUUCCACCAGAGGCACCUAUACAAAGGGGAAAUCUAUAG